UUGAUUACGUCAUCACUCUGCGCCCAUUCAGCGGGACCGUCGCGGCCAUUUGAAUCAGUUCCCUCUGUAGCCUCACAAAAAGGCUUCUUUUCAUCGUUUAUCUCUGCCUUUAAGUGAACAAAAACCACCGACAUGAUCGAGAAAGAAGACCCGGUCAUCAGCGAGGAGGAAGCGGCACAGUACGACCGACAGAUCCGGCUGUGGGGACUGGAUGCCCAAAAGAGAUUGCGAGGGUCCAGAGUGCUCCUGGCAGGUUUAGGGGGUCUGGGAGCUGAGGUGGCCAAGAAUUUGAUCCUGGCUGGAGUUAAAGGACUCACUAUGCUGGAUCAUGAACAGGUGUCUGAAGAGUCGUGUCGAGCCCAGUUCCUGGUCCCGGUGACGGCUCAGGGUCAGAACAGAGCUAUGGCUUCUCUGGAGCGAGCGCAGAACCUGAACCCCAUGGUGGAGGUCCACGCCGACUCAGAGAAAGUUGAGAACAAGCCAGACGACUUCUUUCUGCAGUUUGAUGCUGUGUGUCUGACAGGCUGCUCCAGAGACCUGAUGGUCCGCGUGGACAAGCUCUGCGCUCAGCACAAAAUCAAGGUCUUCUGCGGUGACGUCUACGGCUACUACGGAUACAUGUUCUGCAACCUCGGCAAGGAGCACAACUAUGUGGAGGAGAAACCUAAAAUGGUAAAACCGACUGGAAAUUCAAACGACGGUCCGGAGGCGAAGAAAGCCAAAAUCGACCCCAACGAGACCACCAUGGUGAAGAAGACGAUGAGUUUCUGCACCCUGAAGGAGGCUCUGGAGGUCGACUGGACGAGUGAGAAGGCCAAAGCCGGUCUGAAGAGAACCCCGGUGGAUUACUUCAUGCUUCACGUUCUGCUGAAGUUUCGUACGGACAAAGGUCGCGACCCCGACCCACAAUCCUUUGCAGAGGACAGUCAGACCCUGAAACAGAUCCGUGAGGAUGUGCUGGAGGCCUUGGCAGUGAGCGGUGACCUCCUGAGUGAUGAGUUUGUGAGCUUCUGCUACUCUGAGAUGUCUCCUGUCUGCGCCGUCGUGGGCGGAGUUCUGGGACAGGAAGUGGUCAAGGCUCUCUCCCAAAGAGACCCUCCUCACAGGAACUUCUUCUUCUUCGACGGUCGUAAAGGAAACGGCAUGGUGGACUACUUCGGACCAAACUGAACCAGUUUCACACUAAAGGCAAACUUUUGUUGCUCUGUCGGAUUAUUUAUACCAGUUCUGUCGCUCCACAGAUCACCUGAUAAAUCUGUUGAUUCACUUCCAGCGUUUGAUCUCAAGUCUUCUGAGGUUUUUUUUUUUACAUUUGUUAAUAAAACAUUGUUUAGAAAAGGGA
Notolabrus celidotus (New Zealand spotty) is the source of this 1342-nucleotide messenger RNA. It is a transcript of the gene sae1, whose product is annotated as SUMO1 activating enzyme subunit 1. The coding region runs from base 133 to 1170 and encodes 345 amino acids. The record is from RefSeq and is a predicted model, not a curated record. The transcript has 9 exons. NCBI's taxonomy places the organism in Eukaryota, Metazoa, Chordata, Actinopteri, Labriformes, Labridae. Gene Ontology annotation, cellular component: cytoplasm; SUMO activating enzyme complex. Gene Ontology annotation, biological process: protein sumoylation. Gene Ontology annotation, molecular function: SUMO activating enzyme activity.